Molecule: messenger RNA, 5286 nt
Organism: Acanthopagrus latus (yellowfin seabream)
Lineage: Eukaryota; Metazoa; Chordata; Actinopteri; Spariformes; Sparidae
Product: somatostatin receptor type 2-like
Exons: 3
Coding region: 514-1623 (369 amino acids)
Biological process (GO): cellular response to glucocorticoid stimulus; cellular response to estradiol stimulus; neuropeptide signaling pathway
Cellular component (GO): membrane; neuron projection
Molecular function (GO): somatostatin receptor activity; neuropeptide binding
Source: RefSeq, a predicted model, not a curated record
UGAUGAUUGGCUUCACUCAGCCAGGCUCAGAAGUGGAAUUUCAUCUGUGUAGCUUGGAUGACUGGACCUGCAGGCUGCAUACAAAACGUUGCCCUGGUCUGGGUGUGUAGUCCACAUGAACAGCCUCUCUCUCGUCGAGAGGUGACUUUCCUCAGCACCUCCUCGGCGGGUGGAGGCUCGCGUGCGUCCUUCAACACCUCCGACAGUCACCGCGCGCACCACAGCGCGAACGCGUCGGAGUCCUUCUCUCUCCCCGGGUGGUGCGCAGGCAUCACUGUGAUGGAAUUAUUCAACAGGGGAAAUCCACAAUGUAGAAUUUCUGUUUUUUUUUCCCCCUCUCUCUUCACACUUCGCAGGCGGUGAGAGAAAACUUGAGGAAGAUUUCGAAGAUGAAUUCGCCGUAAAGACUGAAGGACUCUUUGAUGCGUGCAGGAGUGGCGCAUUUUGGAAAUAGUGAGAUUAAGAUCCAGUUGCAGGUGAGAUGCCAUAACCUGAGUGAUACAGUGAGGCAUCAUGGACUCCUGGAUUUUCCCAUCGUCCCCUCCGAACCUGUCGGAGCACCUCAUGUACGACAGCUUCGUGCAGGGCAACGAGUCCGAUCUCCCGCUCAACAUCACCGACCACAGGCUCGACAAAACCAGCACUGUGGUCAUCACCUGCAUGUACUUCCUGGUUUGCACUGUUGGGCUCUGCGGGAAUGCCCUCGUCAUCUACGUCAUCCUGCGCUACGCCAAGAUGAAGACGGUGACCAACAUCUACAUCCUCAACCUGGCGGUGGCCGAUGUGCUCUUCAUGCUAGGCCUGCCGUUCAUCGCCAUCCAGCUGGCGCUGGUCCACUGGCCGUUCGGUCCUGUGCUCUGCAGGGUGGUGAUGACCGUGGACUCCCUGAACCAGUUCACGUCCAUCUUCUGCCUGACCGUCAUGAGCAUCGACCGCUAUUUGGCUGUGGUGCAUCCCAUUAAGUCCACAAAGUGGCGCAAGCCACGCAUGGCUAAGACUAUUAACAUCGCAGUGUGGGGGGUGUCACUGAUGGUUAACCUUCCCAUCGUGAUCUACAGCGGCAUCAUCACAAUGCCGGACGGCCCUUACUGCACCAUUGUGUGGCCUAAGCCUGAGGAGACCUACUACACAGCAUUCAUGUUCUACACCUUCAUCCUGGGCUUCUUCCUGCCCCUCAUGGUCAUCUGCAUGUGCUACUUGUUCAUCAUCAUUAAGGUGAAGUCUUCAGGCAUCCGUGUGGGCUCCAGGAGGAAGCGCUCAGAGAGGAAGGUGACGCGGAUGGUGUCCAUCGUGGUGGCCGUGUUCGUCUUCUGCUGGCUGCCUUUCUACGUCUUCAACGUCACCUCGGUGACGGGAACCAUCAGCACCACUCCCAUCCUGAGGAGCACCUUUGCUUUCGUGGUGGUCCUGGGAUAUGCCAACAGCUGCGCCAACCCCAUCCUGUACGCCUUCCUGUCGGAGAACUUCAAGAAGAGCUUUCAGAAUGUCCUGUGUCUGAAGAAGGUGGGCGGGCUGGAUGAGGCCGAGCGCAGCGAUAGCCGGCAGGACAAGUCCCGCAUGAUGAACGACCCCACGGAGACCCAGAGUACUCUGCUGAAUGGAGACCUGCAGACAAGCAUCUGAGAGGAAGGGGGAAAGGCCCGAGCCAUAUGUGAAACUAAUAACAGCUCUUAUCAACAGGUCACAUCAGAGAGAGGGCAUGAUUAAAUAUUCAACAGAGUUCACAGAGGAGCGUGUCCCUUAUUAAGGAGGAUGGAAAUGUAAUAUAAAAACAUGUCAGCCUGGACCGUCCCUCUAUCUGUCUCCGGCACACUGUCGGUUGUAAACAAAUCCACUAUAACAGAACAGAAGUUCCUGCAGCUGUUUGCUCUUUGCUGCAAAUGAAAGGAAAUCAGUUUGGCUGUUUGUUCAGCGUAUUGACUCUGAGGUAAGAUGGAAGGGACGCGAACACCCACUCACAAAUGGUCCCCCGGGUGACAGGUGACGAGUUGUCCCUGGAGAUCCAGGAUUAUAUACAUAGUUUACAGGGGAGGGCCUGUGCCAAGUGUCCAUAGUCUGAUAUUGUAAAUAACAACAACGCAGCGUGCUCAUAAGCUGUUACAUGAGAAACUGUUAUUAAACCUGGCAGCCCUAUUGUUGUGCUAUAUCUGUCCCAAGUCAUUUUCCUCUGGAGCGCGAUGUGACUGUAAAUAACUGUACAGAAAAACGGGUGGAAGAGACCAUCAGAAAAGUUUGGGUGACCUGAUUUAUGAAUAAGCUCUGAUUUCUUUUUCCACACGGAAAUUAAUGAAUGUACCGCCGAUUCCAUUGUACAACUAUUUGAUUUAAGGUGCAGCUAAUGUCUGGACUCGCGACAGGAGCGGAACAUGGAUAUGAGUAACGGUGUAACUGCUGCUUCAUUAUAGCCGAAUGCAUAAUUUACACGACGCUGAUAGAACUGGUUUGGUCGAUGUUACGGAGCCAGCCUCUAACCAAAGUGCUGCUAAGAUGUAUAGAAACUCUUCUACAAUGUUGUGUAGUGUGAUGUAUUAAGUGAUGUCACUGUAUAUGCCUGUUUGUACUGGACUUCCGCUGGGGACCAUUAUUUAUGUAUAACCCGUAAUGAUGUUGAUGUCGUUGUUCGCAGUAGUGAAAGUAACUGCUUUUUUAUGACUGUGCGAUGCUAAAUUAUUCACUAUGAAUGCUGGGUAGGGACUCGUUUUUCCACAAAUGAUUAUUCAACGGCGACUGGCCACUGUUUCCCUGAGAUAUAAGAGGCAUCGAUACGGAAAUACAGAUACAUAGGGUCACAAACAUUUCUGUUUCUCGCGAAGAUCACCAUCUAAACUAGGUUAUUUGGGGUGAAUGUGUAUUUUUAUCAUUAGCAGAUACAUUAUAGGAAAGUUUCAGAGAUUUCAUCCAUUCUAAAUGAUACUUAAUUGAUAGGAACUACUUCUCCUUCCACCUGCCCUUCUACUGUCAAGGCCCAGAGAGGGACUGGCACUAUUGCCGAACGUUUAUUACCGCCACUGUCUGACUGACUCCGGCAACGAUUUUUCGUCCGUCUGGACUUCAGUUUGCACGUUCGAACAACAAGGAGUUCCCGCACUCUUAAAACUACGGAAUGCCGUCCUCGUGCUGAUGGAAAGUCAGGUGAGGUUUUGUAGUCCACAAAACAUUUGUGGGGCUUUGCAGCAAAACGGCGUUGCAACAUUCCCUUCAACAGCUGAAGUAGAUGGGGGCUUGUUUUAAAUGUAAAAAAAAAACAAAAAACUGCAACAAAGGGAGUCGAACAGCUUGUGCAGCUUGUUUUUCCAUGUGCCUGGAAGCACAAAGAUCCUAAAAUGAUCAGGUGAAAAAAGCCCAAAACACCUUAUUUACACCCUCAAAGCAUGGUCGAGCUUGUGCACCCACUUCAUAUGGCGUGUAUGCUAACACUUUUAGCGUAGCACCUACAGUGACAGUUUCUUCAAAUUUAUCGAAUUUUCUACCCCAUCUACUUAAGUUGUUUGGGAGAACGCUGUUUCUGCUGCGAAGCUCCAUAAAUGAUUUGAUUGUUCUGUUCAGCUUUUGUGCAGAGUAACAGAACCGUAUUGGACUCGAUGAUACCCGCCUGGUAUUGGAUCGGGUGGUUUUGCCCACCACUAGAGAAACGGGUCAUUGUCCUGGAUAACUACCUAUAUUCUCCGCCUGCUAUGCCGCAUUGUAUUACAGAAAACACGGUUUGCUACCUGCCUCUUGUGUCUUUUUGCUUCCCCGUCUGCCUCUCAGUGACUCAAUAGGAGGGGGCUUUGCUUUGCGAGCUACUUGUAAAUACUUUGUAUGUCGCUGGCCAACCCGUCCUCCUCUCAUGGCUUCGAGAGGCCACAUUUUCGAGUGUUGUUUUCUCUCUCUGGGUUUCUCAGAGACGUGGAUUUGUGAAGGGCUAGAACACUUAUCCUUGAGAGGCUCUGGUGUUCCUUUCAUCGUCACCACCGUGCUGCUCCGGGAGUCCGCGGUUCAUCCCGCGACUCUUUGGCCGUUGCCGUCGUCAAAAUGACUAGACGACUCAAUCGACGGUCACCUUACGCGUGCAGGUUCCCCUGUACACACCAAAGCCGGUGACUGAUUGUGAUUAAUGAGCAAAGAACCCCAGCGUGUGUGUUCCCCAGCAAAAAAUAUGAGGUAAAAUAUAUCGAUAUUGAUAUUUUAAAAUACAUAUUUAACACUGUGUAUAUAGCUUCUUCAUGUGUCUGCAUCACACACACACACACACACACAUUGUGACUAAUCAGAUUUCACGUGUAAUCUCCGUCCCUGCAGAGUUUGUUACCUGGCCUGGAACGAAAAAAAAAAAAGACACGGCACACCUCGGGUGUACUGUAUUUCCAUAGCAACAGCGACCGAGAGCGUUGGUCCCAUGGUUACAUCAAUUAGCAUAAUAAUAACAGAAAGAGAGGUGACUCGGGACAUGAAUUAUGAAUGUAGACAGCGCUCGGAUGGACCGAAGCGCUCGGACCACCAUCCGUCCGCCGCCGCCGACCUGUGAAACCAAACACCUCAGUUGCGUCAAAGCUGGUUAAAAUGUAGAAUUUGUGUUAGUGUGCAGGACAAAAUGUGACACCUCUGCUCAGUGCAUCCAUCAGAGAGCACGACGUCAUCGUUUACUGUUUGUUAAAGGUAUACUAUGCUAGAUUUCCCAAGAAUACAUCACAGCUAUAUAUUCAUUUCUCAGUAACCUACUGUGCUCAGCGAUUCUGGAGAAGAAGAGUGGAUCGCCCAAGCCGAGCAAAUGUUUGACCACUUGGAAACUCAGCGAUCGACCACCUUUCUCCAGAAUCGCUCGCUGCACCUGGUUGGUUUGACAAAUCCUGCAUAGUGUGCCUUUAACCUCGUCUGGACAUGUGUAUGUUGUACAGUACCACCCAGCUGCUGCUGCUGCUGCUGCUGCUGCUGUUGUUGUUGUUGUUGUACUUCUGUUACUGGUAAAGACUCUUCAUAUAAAAACGCUUGUAGUCUUUUUUUAACAGCUGCGUUCCUGUGGACUAUACUGCAGAUUUUCUACUUUUGUUCCAUCUGUGCUUUUGGUAGUUAGGUGUAGUUUUCAUGAUGAGCCUUAUUUGUGUAUUACUCAAAAAUGCUAUCUGUCUUUUGAACCCCCCCGUACUGGUUUUUACUGUUCCUGUAGGAGAUUCGGAUCAUGUAUGUUCUUCCAGUCUCUGCGAUUGUUCGAUUGUACUGAAACACAGAUGCUGUUGAUACAGAUGUGGAGCAAACAGAGGCUGUGUGUAUUUGUGUUGAAGAUAAAUAAAGUAAGUGAAACAUGAA